Messenger RNA from Pistacia vera, 1516 nucleotides. Its product is annotated as transcription factor FER-LIKE IRON DEFICIENCY-INDUCED TRANSCRIPTION FACTOR. Gene Ontology annotation, cellular component: nucleus. The record is from RefSeq and is a predicted model, not a curated record. Gene Ontology annotation, molecular function: protein dimerization activity; sequence-specific DNA binding; DNA-binding transcription factor activity. Gene Ontology annotation, biological process: regulation of DNA-templated transcription. Lineage: Eukaryota; Viridiplantae; Streptophyta; Magnoliopsida; Sapindales; Anacardiaceae.
AUAUAUUCCAUUCACCCUGAAAAUUAUAUAAAUCAUGAUGCGCACAUUUCGUUGUACAAGAUCUCUCCAAUUAUUAUUCUCCAAGAACAAAGAAUCUCUGCUCACCAAAAAAAAAAAAAAAAAAUGGAUGAACCAGAAAACUUUCUGAUGAUGCAGAAUACUAAUGAGUUUGAGUUGCAUGAUUUCAUCGACGAGGCAAACUUUGAUCAGUGUGAUCUAAUUCGAGGCGAAAACGAGGACCCAGUUGCCAAUUCAGCAGUGACCUAUGAAUGGUUUUGCAGUUAAUAACAACCAUUUGUUAACGAGUCCACUGCGGCAGAAGAUAUCUUUGAUUUCAAUGGUCAACUGCAAUGGUCUUCUGAUUAGUAACUUUGUUAUGAACUCAGCAACGUCGAGUUUGAUAAGGAAAUGAACGGAGAGGAGGAAGAAGAUAAUUAUGCGGAUGAUUCUUCUGGUACAACCAGGACUGCAACUACACCAAGUAGGAAAACAAAGACUGAUCGAUCGAGAACUUUGAUUUCGGAACGAAGGCGAAGGGGUAGGAUGAAGGAGAAGCUCUAUGCAUUGCGUGCUUUGGUUCCUAACAUUACAAAGAUGGACAAGGCGUCAAUAGUUGGAGACGCUGUGCUGUAUGUUCAAGACCUACAAAUGCAGGCGAAGAAGCUGAAAGCUGAGAUUGCUGGCCUUGAAGCGUCCUUAGUAGGCGCAGACAGGUAUCAAGACUCAAUCGAAAACCAGAAGAAGACUCAAGUUCGCAGAACCAACCGCCCUACUUCAAAGAAGAUAAUUCAGAUGGAUGUGUUUCAAGUGGAUGAAAGAGGGUUUUAUCUGAGAUUGGUAUGCAACGAAGGUGAAGGGGUAGCUGUAUCACUCUACAGAGCUCUUGAGUCUCUAACCUCCUUCAUUGUUCAAAACUCCAAUUUGGCUUCAAUUUCUGAUAGAUUUGUAUUGACAUUUACUCUUAAUGUGAGAGACAGUGAACAAAGCAUGAAUUUGCCAAAUUUGAAGCUGUGGGUGACUGGGGCUCUUCUCAACCAAGGAUUUGAAGUUCUAACACUUUCUGCCUAGCUUGUAAACCUUUUUUUUUUUUUUUUUCUUGCUGGGAAAUUACGUAUGUAAUUUAACGAUCUUAAGACGGCAGAUAAAGUGUUAAUCAUCGGAUUUCAGUGAUCAGAAAAAGCUUUUAAAUUUCUAUGCACUAAAGUUCUAAAUCCUAAUGUUGAUACUUUCCAUGUUCAACUAAUGAUCUUGAGCUCUUUUCAGUUUUUCAGAAGUGAGCUAAGUGUAGUUUUUUUACUGUGGAAUAUGUACCUUUCGUGUUCUAUGUUAAUAAGGCUAUUGAAGCAGAAAAUAUAAGAGUCCCAGAAAGGUCUAUAAGAGGAAAGGAGUAAAUUGUAAGUUUACUCAUGAUAAUUGAAGCCAACUUCUUGUAAUUGACAGUGACUUUUUAAUUAUUAAAUGUUAUCUGUAAUUAGUCAACAUGUUUUCUUAAUUUAGAAUAAUGCAAUAUGUUAUU